GGGGGCCGCGGGGGGGGAGGCGGUAAGAAAAGGGCGGCGCGCGCGGCGGCGGCGGCAGCUCCCCGGCAGCGGCGGUGGAGAGCGCAGCGCGCAGCCCGGUGCAGCCCUGGCUUUCCCCUCGCUGCGCGCCCGCGCCCCCUUUCGCGUCCGCAACCAGAAGCCCAGUGCGGCGCCAGGAGCCGGACCCGCGCCCGCACCGCUCCCGGGACCGCGACCCCGGCCGCCCAGAGAUGACCGCGACCGAAGCCCUCCUGCGCGUCCUCUUGCUCCUGCUGGCUUUCGGCCACAGCACCUAUGGGGCUGAAUGCUUCCCGGCCUGCAACCCCCAAAAUGGAUUCUGCGAGGAUGACAAUGUUUGCAGGUGCCAGCCUGGCUGGCAGGGUCCCCUGUGUGACCAGUGCAUGACCUCUCCCGGCUGCCUUCACGGACUCUGUGAAGAACCCGGGCAGUGCAUUUGCACCGACGGCUGGGACGGGGAACUCUGUGAUAGAGAUGUUCGGGCCUGCUCCUCGACCCCCUGUGCCAACAACGGGACCUGCGUGAGCCUGGACGAUGGCCUCUAUGAAUGCUCCUGUGCCCCCGGGUACUCGGGAAAGGACUGCCAGAAAAAGGACGGGCCCUGUGUGAUCAAUGGCUCCCCCUGCCAGCACGGAGGCACCUGCGUGGACGAUGAGGGCCGGGCCUCCCAUGCCUCCUGCCUGUGCCCCCCCGGCUUCUCAGGCAAUUUCUGCGAGAUCGUGGCCAACAGCUGCACCCCCAACCCAUGCGAGAACGACGGCGUCUGCACUGACAUCGGGGGCGACUUCCGCUGCCGGUGCCCAGCCGGCUUCAUCGACAAGACCUGCAGCCGCCCGGUGACCAACUGCGCCAGCAGCCCAUGCCAGAAUGGGGGCACCUGCCUGCAGCACACCCAGGUGAGCUACGAGUGUCUGUGCAAGCCCGAGUUCACAGGUCUCACCUGUGUCAAGAAGCGCGCGCUGAGCCCCCAGCAGGUCACCCGUCUGCCCAGCGGCUACGGGCUGGCCUACCGCCUGACCCCUGGGGUGCACGAGCUGCCGGUGCAGCAGCCCGAGCACCGCAUCCUGAAGGUGUCUAUGAAAGAGCUCAACAAGAAUACCCCUCUCCUCACCGAGGGCCAGGCCAUCUGCUUCACCAUCCUGGGCGUGCUCACCAGCCUGGUGGUGCUGGGCACUGUGGGUAUCGUCUUCCUCAACAAGUGCGAGACCUGGGUGUCCAACCUGCGCUACAACCACAUGCUGCGGAAGAAGAAGAACCUGCUGCUUCAGUACAACAGCGGGGAAGACCUGGCCGUCAACAUCAUCUUCCCCGAGAAGAUCGACAUGACCACCUUCAGCAAGGAGGCUGGCGACGAGGAGAUCUAAGCAGCAUUCCCACAGCUCCCCCCUAGAUUCUUGGAGUUCCGCAGAGCUUACUAUACGCGGUCUGUCCUAAUCUUUGUGGUGUUCGCUAUCUCUUGUGUCAAAUCUGGUGAACGCUACGCUUACAUAUAUUGUCUUUGUGCUGCUGUGUGACAAACGCAAUGCUAAAACAAUCCUCUUUCUCUCUCUUAAUGCAUGAUACAGAAUAAUAAUAAGAAUUUCAUCUUUAAAUGAGUAAGAGAAAUAAGUAUGUUAUUCUAAACUCUAAACUUAAAUGAAAUUUCAAAAAAGACCAAAAAAAAACAAGGCAACAGAACCAGGGCUCAGUGCCGACGCCCCUCCCUGGGGGUCUCGGCCACAGGGUCCUCGUGAAACCGUUACGAGUGCUGUACAUGACCACCCACUGUGCAAAGAGCUACGAUUGCUUUCGUUCGUUAAUUCUCACACACCACAUCCGACUCGCACUCACAUCCAGCUCAACAUCGCUACCUUUAGAUCUUUCCAAUUGAUUUGAGAUUUAGCGGAGUGCAGCGGCUGUGUGUCAGUCAGAGAGAGCCCCAGGUUGGCUGCUGGGGGGCCGGGCCUCUGUCCCAGCCCUGCCACUAACUCGCUGUGUGAUCCUUGGCGAGUCCCUAUCCCAAUCCUGGGCCCACUUUCUCGCCCCUCUCGAGGGAGGGGUUUGAACACCGACCAUCACGGUCCUCUCUGGCUCUAAAACUCUGAAUUAGGAACGAGGGGGUAUGAACCAAAACACUUCCUGACCCCAACAAUUGGGAUCUGAUGAAGACGAAGUCUCAUCCUGGGAUCUGAAAGGUUUUGGCCUAUCCUGGAUGAACGCUUGAUGUUGAAAUUUAUCCUAACUGCAUUUCUCAAAGUGGGGAGCCUCCUGGCCCACUUCCCUUUUGGGAAAACAUAGCCCCUUUGAGUCAUAAUGUGCCAUCUGGAGUUGCCAUUUAGGCAGCCAGCCCUCCCCCACCCCUCCUUGCCCACCCAGAACCCCAACACUAUACCUGCCUCUACCCUAUAGAGACAUCCCUUGAGACUUGAAUGUACUUUGAGCCGCAAGUGCCCCUGGCAGAAUCUGAGCAGCAACACAGCCCUCACCAAGGUUUUCACAGGGAUUAGUGGAAAUUGUCACUUGUGGGGCGCUUACUAGUUUUGUGGCAAAUGUGGUCCAAGACCUGGCCCACACAGCCAUGGGUUUACAUUUGUGUUGCUGAGUUAAUAAUCCUCAGAUCUCAAAAGACCUAGCCAGCUUCUGAAUUUUGAAUUUGACUUUUUUUUUUUUUUUAACAAAGAGCAUCUAUCUUUUUUGCAAAAAUAGAAAGAAAUGGGACAGAGCUCUGUUUAGCUUUUCAGCUUUUGGGGUUGGACAGCUAAACAGCCCUUGGGUACCAGAUAGAAAUAUUUUGCUUCUUAGAUUAUUUGGAUAAGAAUCUAUACUCUUAGCUUUAUUGAGUAUUACCUGCCGUGUUUACCUUGCUCCAGGUGUUUAUUUCUAAGUCAUCAUCACCUUCGUCAUCUACAGUCACUCACAUCAGUCACCCACACACAACUCACAGUCACCCAUCCAUUGGUCACCUGCGCCAUCGUCAUGACACAAUAUCGACCUCAUCACCUCAUCGUCCUCCAGCCACCACCCAAGCCUCCUCAUCCUGACUCAAAGCCCGACCAGCACCUGCCCAAACUCCCAACACCCCACUCUCCCCACCAAGCCAUUGGUCUCUUCACUCCCGGUCCUUUGUCAUCCUGAUUCCAAGCCCCGCCCUACCCUCACCGCCUCCUCUGCAUCAUCUGCAUUCUGCAGAGCCCCUCCUACCCGCCUCUGUCCCCACCAGGCCCCUCCCUACCGUCAGCCCUGAGUCCCACAGCAUGAGUCCCCAGCCCCUCCCAGCCUCACCCCUAAAACCCUGUCACCCCCCCGACCACCAUCAUCAAUGCCAAGCCCCUUCCCCUUCUCCAGCUCCCGUCCCCCCAUCCUUCCCCUCCUGUUAGCCUACCCCUCCUUUCCUAUCACCCCCACCUUUCCCUUCCCGUUCUCCCCACCCUUCCCCUCCGAUCCCACCACCCUUCCCUUCCGAUCCCCAUCAUCCUUCCCCUCUGAUCCCCCGCCCUUCCCCUCCUGUCCCCCCCAGCCCUCCCUUCCUAUCACCCCCACCCUUCUCCUCCCUUCCCUCACCCCAAACCCCUGGGUCCUCCACCCCAAUCUCUGACAACCGUCCCAAGUCCCUCUUCCUCCCCCACGAAGUCAUUCAUAAGUCACCAUCUCAUCUCAUUUUGAGUUUGUUUUAAGAAUUAAAAAAAAUUAAAAAGACAAAAAAAAAGAAUUGUUGGCAUGUGUCAGGCGGGCGUCUGGUACCCCGCCUGGCCUCUCUCAGCGUGAGACCUGGACUGAGUCUGCUAACGAUUCUGUUCCUCAGUUUCCCCAAAUAGAAAAUUCUAAGAUUGGUGAGAUGAUCAAAUUAUCUAUGUUUUCGGUCUUGAUGCUAUAGAGAAUAGCCAUGUUCCCCUGAUAACAAGAAAAAGACGUCCCACGGUCGAGGUAUCCUUGACCAACUCCCCAUCCAUUCAUUUGUUCACCGUCCACAACUCAUCUGAUCAGGAAGCAUUUCCAGGCACCUGCGGAGCACUAGGCAGUGUGCGGGAGCUGCAGGGCAGGCAGGAUGAGGGGGCAGUCUGGAGGGGGGUGGACACACAGCUGUCCCCAGGGAGCCCAGCGCGGUGCCGGUCACAUGCCGUGGGAGUGGAGGGUCCUGAGCAGACGCCUCCCUUGGAGAAGAGCCACCAUCUCACCUUCCCACGCAACAAAUUAUCUAUUACCAGCACGCGAUGAGGCCGUCCCUCCCAAAUUCCACAGUGCCAACCACUCGCACUACCCCCCCCCGUGCCACAGGAGCAGUGUCAGCAGCCUCGCCACGGUCUUCACGUCAUGCAGAAAUGGUCAUUCCAUGUUCUAUGGCCACCAGAUUCUGCUGAGAGUGUCGGGAUCCUUGACUGCCCAGCCACACCUUGUGUGUGUCUGGUGUAGUGUGUAGUUUACGAAACAAACGGAAAAGCUCAAAGACAGCGAUCCAAGACAUGAUCAGCAAUUCGGUCCCAAAUUAGGAGAGGAGGAAGAGGAGUAUCAAUUUUGUCACCAAAAUGUUAAAAAAAAUGUCCUUGGCGCUCUUUUUAGCUUUCCCGUUUACUACCAGUCCAGACAUGCAAAAAAACCUUGUUUAUUGAAAAAUAAACAACAAG
Pongo pygmaeus (Bornean orangutan) is the source of this 4619-nucleotide messenger RNA. RefSeq names its product delta like non-canonical Notch ligand 1 (gene DLK1). The coding region runs from base 231 to 1382 and encodes 383 amino acids. Lineage: Eukaryota; Metazoa; Chordata; Mammalia; Primates; Hominidae. Gene Ontology annotation, biological process: establishment or maintenance of epithelial cell apical/basal polarity; heterophilic cell-cell adhesion. Gene Ontology annotation, cellular component: plasma membrane; protein-containing complex. Gene Ontology annotation, molecular function: calcium ion binding. The transcript has 5 exons. The record is from RefSeq and is a predicted model, not a curated record.